AUAGACACCGAAUAUCGCGGAAGAAAAAACAUUUUGAAGGACAUUUAAUCUGUACAAUAUCGAAAAUAAAAUUCAUGUAACCACACGUUUGUAUGUGUUUGGCGAUUGCUAAUCUGAAUUGUGUGAAUUGAUGCAUGUUUAAGUACGAGUUUCUUAUUAAAGUGAAUUGGAUAUCAUGUGCUUUUCUGAGAAAUAUGAUUCGAAGAGGAUAUCUAAUUUGAAGAACAUCAGACCUAGAUUUUCAUGGCACUAUGUACGUGACGUAUAACUAGAGUUGUUUCACUGAAAAGCAAGUUUGAAGAGCGAUGAAAAGGAUUUAAACCUGACCUGAAAGGUUGCUCUAAGCGGGCCCAGACUUACGGCACACAGGAAAAGACAUGAAAGAGUAAAUUGGCAGGUUACCCAGAGCAUCCUAUAUUUGGGAAUAUGUAUAAUCGAAAUGACCUCGGUCAGUUCGAGAAGCAUCUGGACUUUCGAAGAUAUCCAGAGGACUUUGAUUAUGAGAGUCGCCCAAGAGUGCCUUUUGGGGAGCUGUACGUGGAUGAAGAUUUUCCUUUCGAAGUGGCAAUGGGUAGACCUAGAGGCUUUGGCAGACGACAACUUGAUUGGAAACGCCCGCCGGAGUUUGCCAGUGAUCCCUGUCUGUUUUCGAAAGGACAUAGUCGCUAUGACAUAGGACAGGGAUCCAUAGGAACUUGCUGGUUCCUGGCUUCGGUGGCUAACGUUGCAGAUAAGCCUCAGCUUCUUAGAAGGAUUAUUCCAGAUGACUCUUACCCCGUGGGAACCCCGAGGUAUGAUGGCGUCUUCCAUUGCCGGUUUUGGAGAUUCGGUCGAUGGGAUGACGUCUUUAUUGACGAUUACCUUCCCGUCAUUUUUGGAGAUCAGAUUUACUCCGCUCAUUCCGAAACAGACCCUAAUGAAAUGUGGGUUUCCUUACUGGAAAAGGCUUUCGCAAGGAUGUACGGGAGCUACCCUGAGGUGUCUGGGGGUACGGCGGCUGACUCCUACAUGGCAUUAACCGGGGGAAUCCCAGAAGACAUUGACCUUAAGAAAAUGUCCAUGGAUCCUGAUCAACUCCACACACGUGUCAGGAACGCACUUUCUUCAGGGGCCGCCAUUACUUGCUCUGUUCCGUCAGAGUUUAACAACAAAUAUGGUUUAAUAGGACCACACGAAUACACAAUCAAUGGUGCCGUUAUGGCAAAUGGAGUUCGGUUAUUUCGGUUAAGGAAUCCUUGGGGUGAAAAGGAGUGGACAGGACCCUACAGCGACGGGAGUCCUGAGUGGAAAAAAUAUACAAAGAAAAAUCACUGGACCACUUUCUUUAUUUCUUUUUCAGACAACAAACAAUACUGUACAUCUCUCUACGGGAAAUGGGAGGGAAAAGAGGCAGCAGGAUUCAGAGAGAAGACAAAAAAUCCAAAGUUCCAGUUUACAGUUGAUGAAUCAAGUGCUGAUAUAAACGGAAACAUACCCUUUGUCGUACAGAUAAUACAGCGUACAAAACAAAGAAAGACAAGAAAACUAGGCAUUCGAGCUGACCUUUAUAGGGUUCUGGGAGGCGGAUCCAAUGACCUCUUAGUUCUCGAAGAAGAGGGAAUCCCAAGUAAAAAUAACUUUUAUCUUGGAAGUGUCCAGACAUCUUUCCGAUUCACUUUAAAGCCAGGAAAAUACGUUUGCAUACCAUCCACCGGGGAUAAGGGCAAGGAGAAGGAAUUCUUACUGCGGCUUUACAGUGCUGGUCCACUGAGGAAUAUCAUAAAAGUGGACACUGACACAACCGUCCUGACCUGCGAUAAAGACGGAGCAGAACAGUACAGUCAUUUGAAGUGCAUCACGGGUCAAUGGAGAGCAGGGUCAAAUGCAGGAGGCCAGAUUAGAUACGACAGUUUCCAUACUAACCCACAACUAAAGAUUGCCAUUCCACGCACACAGAAAGUAAAGCUACAGCUGUUAUCAGAUCCAAACUAUCCUAUUGGCAUCAAAAUGUUUAAGGUAGGAUUUACAGUCUCCACAACUGAUACUCAUUAUUUCCUACAAAGCACGCUCCCUGUUUGUGUUAUCAUUUUUAUUAGAAAUUGCAUCACAUUUAUUUAGAGUUUGGAAAUAUAGCGCAUAAUUUAUAAGCGGUGAA
This is a messenger RNA of Saccostrea cuccullata (small rock oyster), 2134 nucleotides long. Its product is annotated as calpain-A-like. Gene Ontology annotation, molecular function: calcium-dependent cysteine-type endopeptidase activity. The transcript has 14 exons. Gene Ontology annotation, biological process: proteolysis. Bases 427 to 2097 code for a protein of 556 amino acids. The record is from RefSeq and is a predicted model, not a curated record. Lineage: Eukaryota; Metazoa; Mollusca; Bivalvia; Ostreida; Ostreidae. Gene Ontology annotation, cellular component: cytoplasm.